Molecule: messenger RNA, 1086 nt
Organism: Nannizzia gypsea CBS 118893
Lineage: Eukaryota; Fungi; Ascomycota; Eurotiomycetes; Onygenales; Arthrodermataceae
Product: CMGC/MAPK protein kinase
Exons: 4
Coding region: 1-1086 (361 amino acids)
Biological process (GO): protein phosphorylation; intracellular signal transduction
Cellular component (GO): cytoplasm; nucleus
Molecular function (GO): ATP binding; MAP kinase activity
Source: RefSeq, a predicted model, not a curated record
AUGGUUCAACCAGCAGCUCCCAACGGGGGUUCCAGGAAGAUAUCCUUCAAUGUCUCCGACCAAUAUGAUAUCCAGGAUGUGAUCGGUGAGGGAGCAUACGGAAUUGUUUGCUCCGCUGUCCAUAAGCCAUCCGGCCAGAGAGUAGCUAUCAAGAAGAUCACCCCUUUCGACCACUCCAUGUUCUGUCUGCGCACUCUACGAGAGAUGAAACUGCUAAGAUACUUCAACCACGAAAACAUUAUAUCCAUUCUUGAUAUUCAGAAACCCCGCAACUUUGAGAGCUUCACCGAAGUGUAUCUUAUUCAGGAAUUGAUGGAGACUGAUAUGCACCGAGUCAUCCGUACCCAAGACCUUUCUGACGACCACUGUCAAUACUUCAUCUACCAGACUCUAAGAGCACUAAAGGCCAUGCACUCAGCUAACGUGCUUCACCGUGAUUUGAAACCCUCCAACUUGCUCCUCAACGCAAACUGUGACCUGAAAGUUUGCGACUUCGGUCUUGCUCGUUCUGCCGCCUCAACAGACGACAACUCCGGGUUCAUGACUGAAUAUGUUGCAACCCGCUGGUACCGUGCCCCAGAAAUUAUGUUAACAUUCAAGGAAUACACCAAAGCUAUCGACGUUUGGAGUGUAGGCUGUAUUCUUGCCGAAAUGCUCAGCGGCAAACCUCUCUUCCCCGGAAAAGACUACCACCACCAAUUGACCCUGAUUUUGGAUAUCCUUGGAACUCCAACGAUGGAGGAUUACUAUGGAAUCAAGUCCCGCCGUGCACGUGAAUACAUUCGCUCUCUACCCUUCAAGAAAAAGAUCGCCCUCAAGGCUAUAUUCCCCAAGACUUCUGAUCUGGCAUUGGAUCUGUUGGAGAAACUUCUUGCUUUUAACCCCGUCAAGCGAAUCACUGUGGAGGAAGCGCUACGCCACCCUUAUUUGGAACCUUACCAUGACCCAGAGGAUGAGCCCUCGGCGGACCCCAUCCCAGAGGAGUUCUUCGAUUUUGAUAAGGAUAAGGACACACUGAGCAAGGAACAGCUCAAGGGUACGUUGCAUCCCGCCCUCUUCCACCCGUUAUACUUUACAUCUAACUAA